Messenger RNA from Sinocyclocheilus anshuiensis, 2856 nucleotides. RefSeq names its product phosphatidylinositol-binding clathrin assembly protein-like. Gene Ontology annotation, molecular function: SNARE binding; clathrin heavy chain binding; 1-phosphatidylinositol binding. The record is from RefSeq and is a predicted model, not a curated record. The transcript has 22 exons. Gene Ontology annotation, biological process: clathrin-dependent endocytosis; clathrin coat assembly; synaptic vesicle budding from presynaptic endocytic zone membrane. Gene Ontology annotation, cellular component: synaptic vesicle; extrinsic component of presynaptic endocytic zone membrane; clathrin-coated pit. NCBI's taxonomy places the organism in Eukaryota, Metazoa, Chordata, Actinopteri, Cypriniformes, Cyprinidae. Bases 235 to 2271 code for a protein of 678 amino acids.
UGUCGCGAUCAGCUGACGGCAUACAUACAGAGCAAACUUCAUUUGGACUCUCUAAAGCGGCGGAUGCGUCUUACUUGCUAUCUCAUUUAUUUUCUCUCUUUCUUCCCCAGUCAGGUGGCGGAACAGUGCACAUCCCAGGGACUACAGCAUUGCCGUUGGAUUUAACAGCCCGAGCAGAUUUUUCCCCCUCUUUUUUUGUUUCCCCCCUUUUUCUGUUUGUUUAAAACUGCGAGGAUGUCUGGACAGAGCAUAACGGACCGGAUAACGGCAGCGCAACACAGUGUUACCGGUUCCGCGGUGUCCAAAACGGUGUGCAAGGCGACCACGCACGAAGUCAUGGGGCCAAAGAAAAAGCAUUUGGACUAUCUGAUCCAGUGCACCAACGAGAUGAAUGUGAACAUCCCUCAGCUGGCCGACACGCUGUUCGAGCGCACCACCAACACCAGCUGGGUGGUCGUGUUCAAAUCCCUCAUCACCACACACCACCUUAUGGUCUACGGCAACGAGAGAUUUGUACAAUAUCUAGCCUCCAGGAACACAUUAUUCAACCUCAGUAAUUUUUUGGACAAAAGCGGGUUACAAGGAUAUGACAUGUCCACCUUCAUCCGGAGGUACAGCCGCUACCUGAACGAAAAGGCAGUCUCAUACAGACAAGUGGCUUUCGACUUCACGAAAGUAAAAAGAGGGGCGGAUGGCGUAAUGAGAGCUAUGAACACAGAGAAGCUCCUAAAGACCAUCCCUAUCAUCCAAAACCAGAUGGAUGCACUCCUUGACUUCAACGUAAAUGCCAACGAGCUCACAAACGGGGUCAUUAAUGCUGCAUUCAUGCUUCUGUUUAAAGACGCCAUCCGCCUGUUUGCAGCCUACAAUGAAGGGAUCAUCAACUUGCUUGAGAAGUACUUUGACAUGAAGAAAGCCCAAUGUAAAGAAGGCCUGGAAAUCUAUAAGAAAUUCCUCACUCGAAUGACGAGAAUCUCAGAGUUUCUCAAAGUGGCAGAGCAAGUGGGAAUCGACCGAGGGGACAUACCAGACUUAUCACAGUUUACAGUUUGUGCCCCCAGUAGCCUUCUGGAUGCCCUUGAGCAGCAUUUGGCUUCAUUAGAGGGGAAAAAGGUCAAAGACUCCACGGCCGCCAGCAGAGCCAGUGCGCUGUCCAAUGCGGUGUCCUCCCUGGCCAACACGGGUAUCUCUUUCACCAAGGUUGAUGAGAGGGAAAAGCAGGCAGCUCUGGAGGAGGAGCAGGCUCGAUUAAAAGCACUUAAGGAGCAGCGCCUGAAGGAACUGUCCAAGAAGCCCUCCACGACUGCUGCAUCUCCCAUUUCCACGGCGACGGGCACCAUCAGUUCUGCCCCUGCCAUCGACCUGUUCUCCACACCCAGUAGCUUCACUAACAGCACUCCGAAGGUGCCGAACGAUCUGUUGGACCUGCAGCCCACGUUCCAGCCCUCCCUGCCUCUCUCCACCGGCCUGCCUUUAGCCAACACAUGGGGAGAUCCUUUCACGUCUACAGAGGCUGUUGACGACUCCAUUCCAAACUUAAAUCCUUUCCUUACAAAACCAGUUGUUGAUCCUGUCCAUCUGCCUGUUGUGUCUUCAGAUGCUGUUAGUUUUUCCUCUAGGACACCCAGUCAUGAAAUGUUUGGUGGGUUCUCUGCACCUCCCACCGCCCAGCCUCCCAGUUCGACAGGCCUUAAUGUCGACUUUGACUCCGUGUUCGGCAAUAAGUCGGCCACCAACAGCACAGACUCUGCUGAUGAUAUUUUAGGUGGCAUCCUGAAACCCACAGUGACCUCUCCCAACCAGGGCCUGAUGCCCAGCGCCCAACAGCCAGGCAAACUGGUUUCCGAUGACUUGGAUUCCUCCCUUGCCAAUCUUGUGGGCAAUCUCGGUAUUGGAAAUGGAACCGCAAAUAAUGACAUUUACUGGAGUCAUCCUGGUGAAAAGAAGUUGACUGGAGGAACCAACUGGCAACCAAAGAUGGCUCCGACCACAACAUGGAACCCUGCCACCAUGGCUACUUCUGUCAUGGCCUUCCCUGCCACAACGCCCACAGGAAUGAUGGGAUACGCAGUGCCCCCUCACAUGGGCUCCAUCACCAUGAUGACCCAGCCCACCAUGAUGUACACUCAGCCUGUGAUGCGGCCGGCCAAUCCCUUCGGCCCAGUCUCAGGGGCACAGCUCUCUACAGCCUCUAGUCCUUCCAGUUCAAGUCCUCUCAGAGCUCCGGGACAGGACCCUUUUGCACAGCUGUCUCUGAAGGAUUUCCUUUAGAGCGUCUUUAGAUGCAGUUCAUGUAGGUGAAGGAGGGUCGAUGCUUCCCAAGGAUGAUUUAUACGGCAAAUCUCAAACCUUUAAUCUCUCUCCAGUUGGCUAUUCGACUCUUCAUGGAGAGUUCUGCCCCAGUACAAACCUGUACAGGAAUCAGAGGGAGGGGUGGGAGGGGCUUUAUGGGAUAUGACGGGUGGGGUUGGGAUGGGUAAGACUCUGUUACCCAGAGAUGGAGGACACAGCGCUCACUUUGUAAUUUGUCGCUGUAACAGUUAUUGUACCGAUCUGCAUCUGUAACGAAACUCAUGGGUGUUGAGAGAGCGCGAGUGCUGGAAUGUGGUGGGUUUUCACUCAAACACGGCUUCACUUUUUUUCCAUGGAAUGGCAAAAAGAGGGAUCAAGAAGGGAUUUUGGUGGACUUCUGUCUUUAUCCAAUUACCAAUCAAGCAUUACCUGAUUUAACCAUCACCCAUUAGAAAUUCUAACAUUGGUUUCUACUAUGAUUUCUACUUUAUUUUUAUUUUUUGUUAUGAGGUUUGCAGUAGACAUUCCUUGUGUAUUGUCUGUAUUUAUUUAUGAUUUACCCAC